Molecule: messenger RNA, 1101 nt
Organism: Rhodofomes roseus
Lineage: Eukaryota; Fungi; Basidiomycota; Agaricomycetes; Polyporales; Fomitopsidaceae
Exons: 4
Source: RefSeq, a predicted model, not a curated record
AUCUCCAAGGUGCUAGAGCAGUGGAAGCCUAGAUUCCCCAGUAUACUUGAAGAUAUCCUCGCAGCCGAGGUUCCUCCCAAUGUCGGGGCUCUCUGCAGCUGUGGUAAAGCGGUUGCCGACGUUCGAUGUCGUGACUGCCUGCGCGAGGCCUUGCAAUGCUCACAUUGUCUUGUCGACUCACAUCGAUUCAGCCCUUUCCACUGGAUCGACCGCUGGAACGGUCGCUGUUUCGAGAAACAAGAUUUGGGCGAAGUCGGGUUCGUGUUUUACUUGGGGCAUGACGGACUUGCGUGCCCCUGUCUGCGACCUGCGGACGCUCCCGUAGUCUACACCGUCACCCAUAGCAACGGCAUUCAUCGAGUGCCCAUCCACGAGUGCCGUUGUCCCUGCGCUCUUGACAGCGUCUCGCAGCUCCUCCGCGUCAGCCUCUUUCCAGCCACUCUUGAGCGCCCCGAAACUGCCUUCACCUUCGACGUUUUGCGCCAGUGGGAUCUCCACUUCCUGACAUCGAAGAAGGGUACCUACGACUUCUACGAAGCAUUGCGGCGUCUCACGGACAAUUCAGGCACGCGCCCCCAGAAGAACCGCUAUCGAGAGCUCAACAUAGCUGGCCGCAUUUGGCAGCACCUGGCAGCGCUCAAGCGCUCGGGGCUCCACCAUGGUCUCUUUCUUCCCAAUCGACCCGAGUCCGUCGCCGUCCCCUGCUUCGCUUGUCCAUGGCCCGGUUUUAACAUGCCUCCCAAUUGGCGGGACACGCCUCCUGAGCUAGGGUACAUACAUGCCUGUGAAUUGGGGGGUGAUGGGAAUCAUGGGCUACAGAAGAAACGCAAGCGCGACGACCCGGCUGACACCAGUCUCAGCGAGGGCAAGGGUUUCUUCGUACACCCGGAGAAGAUGAAGAAAUACUUGGAGGAGAUCAGUUCUGAGCCCGCCCCGGAGACCUGCAGCGGAUUCAAAGUCGGCCGAGCACAGCGCCCGGGCAAAUUCCGCAACCUCGAGAUCAGUGGUGUCGUCGCAGUGAUCUGCAUCCGGCAUGGCUGCUUCAGGCCCGGGGCCAUGGUCGAUUUGCAAAAGGGCGAGAGGUCAGUCCGAUUGCUGUGA